Messenger RNA from Toxotes jaculatrix (banded archerfish), 2622 nucleotides. It is a transcript of the gene selplg, whose product is annotated as selectin P ligand. NCBI's taxonomy places the organism in Eukaryota, Metazoa, Chordata, Actinopteri, Toxotidae. Bases 526 to 1992 code for a protein of 488 amino acids. The transcript has 3 exons. The record is from RefSeq and is a predicted model, not a curated record.
UACCAUUCUUUAAGGCCAUCAAACCACCUCAAAUUGACUGAUUACAUGGACUUUCUGAUUGAUUACAUGUGAUUCCAGCUUAUUUUAUUUUCCGCAUGUCUUACGCUUGACAUAACGUUGACCACGUGUAAGCUGAUCUCCUGUGUCUGUGGGUUACUGCCUUAGAGUCUUGAAGUUCCUCACUUAAUCCCUUUUUUCCCCACAUAGCUUUAAAUCUUCAGACACAAGCCUGAUCAGAAGUUGACACGCGGAAAAAAACAUCCGAGCCGUUUACAGAACUGAGCACUUCCUGCUGCUUCACAAAGUAGUAAUCAGAGCAUCAGGACACGCAGAGCAGACAUGUGACACACAGCAGCACCUGAACUCUGCUCCUGAAACCUCUCCAUCGGCAAGUCAAGAUUACCACAGUCUGCAUGACACUGCUCCAGAGAUGUUCUUCUGCAGACACUGAAAUGAGCUGAAGUCAAUUUUGAUUACUUUUUAUUCCCACAUCCAUCCCUCUGCAGCAAGAUCUUUUAUUCAACAAUGAUGCUCUUCAGCACGAAGGCAUGCCUGACUCUCCUUUGGGGAAUAUCUGCAUUGUUUUCCACGGGGACCAAGAGUGUUUCCAUCCCAGAAACCAGCAGCAGCAACUCCACUGCUGAACCAAACAACGGGCCGCUCACCACUGAACACGUGCCUUAUAAUGAAACAGAGACUCAGCCUACGAGCUGGGAUCCAACUCAACAACCUGCAAAAGUUACUGUUGCUGCAAAAGUAGAGGCCACUGUCUCACCCACAAUGGAAACAGAAGAGAUAGUUGUGAGUAACAGAAGUGACAGCUCAAAUGACAGCAUGGCUGGUUUGGUUGUCAUGAACACUGUAGCCACAGCUACAAACAGCUCCACGGUAGCAAGUUCACCACUGCUUCAUACAUCCACAGCAGCAGUCACAGCUGCAGGUGAUGCACAGCGUUCCCAUAGCACGGUGAUCUCAGAAACAGCUAAACCCACAGCAGAUCGGUUGGUAAAACAAUCACCCUCCACUUCUACUGACGUGGCAGCACCCACAACAACGCCAACAGCAACAAUAACAAACAGCUCCACGGUAGCAAGUCCAGCACUGCUUCAUACGUCCACAGCGGAGGCCACAACCGCAGGCGAUGCACGGGGUUCCCAUAAUUCGGUGAUCUCAGAAACAGCUAAACCUACAGGUGGUCAACUGGGGGAACAAUCACCCUCCGCUUCUACUGACAUGGCAGCUUCUGCAACAACUUCAACAGCAACUUCAUCAGCUCCAGCUUCCUCGGCUUCUACUAAGACCACGAUGACAACAAAUUCCACCUCUGAGGCAGCGCCUGUGUUUGGCCACAAUUCUUUAUCCUUCACAACAACCGAGACACCCACCACCAGCACUGAGCAUUUGUCUACGUCUCAGCCCAUUUCUGGCACAGGAACCCGCAUCGCCACAUCGCAGUCUCCUGACUCAACAGGGUCGAGCUUCACCACCGAGACUCUCACUCACACAGUCUUAAAUGACUCUGACACCUCAACUUCUAACGGCUCUGCCAGAAUCCUGAACCCUUACGUUCCCAAGAUGGUUCCAUCGACCAGAUCAACUCCAGCAACGCCAGCAACUCCAGCAGCGCCUUGUGAAGCCUCAACGAACCCACCCAGCACUGGGGGUCAACCCUGCUCUACCCGGGGCGUGGUGAAGCACUGCCUCAUCGCCAUUGCAUCCCUGGCUGUGUUGGCCACUAUCUUCAUGGUUUCUACCAUUGUCCUAUGCACCAAGCUGUCAGCAAGGAAGUACAAGGUCAAGAAACGUCCGCAGGCUACAGAGAUGAUGUGCAUCUCUGCCCUGCUGCCUGAGAGGAAUUACACCUACACAAGGCAACGCAAUCCUGUCUCUAACGGGGUCCUGGUGAUCCCCAAUGGUCGAGACAGUGACGAGGAGGGAGGAGAUAACCUCACUCUAAGCAGCUUCCUACCAGAAAAUGACCGUAUUGUUUAGAUGGGUUUGCCACUAUUGGCAUGCUCUUCAUCGGACCUCAGACUGGACUGAUCUGGCUGAUGUGAGUGGUGCGGAAACAGCUUCUGUUUUAAUAAACCAAUGCUUCCUCUUUGAUGUUGGUGGUUUUAGCUUGAAUGCACGCCCCAUUCCUGUGCAGGAAGAGACAUAGAAACCAUGAACACACACACAAGAAAAAAAAACAGUUACUGUUUCGUGUGCAUGCACCAUUAACCAUGUCUGACUUUUGAUGAGGUCAGGUCAUCUGAUUUGUAUUUUAAGGAAGAGGGAACGUGUUUUGAAUGAUCUUACACUUGUCCUCCACCGGAGACUUUAAGCCAGGAUGAGGAGCGUGAUCAAAGAUGGGUUUUUUUUUUUUUUAAACAUCCUGAGCUGAACCCUGAUGGUAUUUCAGUCAGCAACGAGAGACAGGAAGACCUCUUCUGUCAAGGGAUCGCUGUUCUUUUCUCUGUUCACUUUACAAGUGCUAUUCUGGUAGCUGUGAGGCUUAAUGGUGUGAAUGCCGUUUUCUCAUUGGUGAUAGACUUUCUGUGACUCUGCUUAUGUGGGUGAUUGUGAAGAGAUUUGGUAUCUGUAUUGGGAUAAGUUAUUAAAUGAGUGUCUUAUAUAGCA